CCUGGUUUAACUAAGUGAGCAACACUUGAGAGAUGAUUAGGCACACUUCUUGACAGAGAUGUGACUUGUGUAUAUCAAGGAAGAUUUGCCUGUAUUGUCAAUAGUUUGAGGUUCUUUUGUAAUGGGACUAUUUAAAUGAUGUGACAAUGGGGAAACCUCUGUUAUUUUUACUGCUUUCUCUUCUUUUGCUGGAUGUGACAUUUCCAUCAAAAGGGAAUUGGGCCAGGACAUCCAAAAGGAACAACACUGCUGUGGCAAUUCCCAGAACAUUUAAAGGACAGACGGUCCAGUUAGAGACCAUCUCUCACCCUAAUGCCAGACAACAAGAAGCCUCCCAUUCUUCUCCCCUUGUCAACCCAUCUGCUUAUACCCCUCCAGCACUGCGGUUGUUAAGCAACAACACAGCAGCGUACCUUGCUGGACCCCUAAGCACGUGGGUCAUCCCCAGCUUUUAUAUGCUGACUGUUGCGCUGGGGAUCCCGGCCAAUGCUGCCAUUUUGUCCACCGUGGCUGCUAAAGUCAGGACAGUGUCUUCGGCCAUCCUCUACUGUAGCCUGGCGGUCUCUGACCUAUUUCUUCUCUUCUCCCUCAUUUUCAAGGCCCAUUACCAUCUCCGUGGCAACAACUGGGUGUUUGGCGAAACUGCCUGCCGCAUCGUAACAGCCUGUUUUUAUGGCAACCUCUACUGUUCAGCCCACACGCUAGCGUGCGUUAGCGUCAAGCGCUACCUGGCCGUGGUGCAUCCAUUCUUUUACAAGAGCCAUCCAAAGAGGGCAUGCACUGCCUGGGCCAGCCUGGCUGUGUGGGGGGUGUUUGGGGCAGCCGUUGUACCUGAGCUCCUGGUCUGGCAGAGCUACCACAUCCCCCAGCUAGGCCUCACCACCUGCCAUGAUGUUCUCCCACUGGACAACAGCUCCCAUGCCGGUUUGCUCUACUACAAGCUAGUCCUGACCUUCGUAGGUUUACUUGUUCCCCUGGUGGUCACUGCUGUGUGCUAUGUCCGGAUCAUACGACAACUCAACCACUCGCACCAGGACUGGGCGCUGUACAUCAAAGCUAGCUCACUGGUGUUUGUGAUCUUCGUGGUGUGUUUUGGACCUGCUGGGACUCUCCACUUCCUUCACUAUGUGCGUUUGUUGGCUGGUGGAGAGGAGAACUUCUACGGCUACUUCAAUUUGGCAGUGUGUCUGUGCUGUCUGCACGCCUGCUUGGAUCCAUUCCUCUUCGUCCUCAUGUCCAAGGCAGCUGAAUCCAAAUGUUACUUACUGACAUUCAAGGGAAAGUCAGCAAGCAUCUCCACCUGAAUGUGCAUAAUCCAAACGUUAGUCUGUAAACUUAAAGAUCCUGAUCAUCUCAUAAUGCAGUGGUGACUCAUCCAUUUUCAUUAAUGACACACAUUUUAAUUAUAAAUAGAAUUUUACAAAUAACUUAGUUUAGCAUCAUUUACAGCAUGAUGUUAAGGUACUACUUUGGAGCGUGGAAAAUAACUACCAGGUCUAUAUGUAUUGUUAAACCAAGGUCUCUAUACCAGGAACUCCACAGAUUACGUUUAUGGCAAAUUGUUACUGAAUAUAUACUUAUAGGCAGUGUGCUCAUUUGCAGAAUCCAAAGGGGAUCCUAAUGAACAGGACAUUUGUAUCCAAUAAACUUCUUGAGGACCAUGUUAGAAAAAAUCCUCACUCUGGGGCUGUACAAUCGGACACUGGAUAUUGAUAGGAAUUGGCACAUCAAAUCCAAUUACAGCACAAUUUUUCAGUACUUUUGAACUGUUGCAGAGAUGACAUUGCAAAACGGAAGCUUAAGAUAGCAGGAGCGCUACAGAGGACAGAGGAUUUUUGGGGUGUCUGGAGCAAUUAAAUCAAUUAUCAAGUUUUAAUACAUUCUAUUUCGUUUUUUGAGAAAUGUUUGUUACAGCAUCUUUUGGUGAGUUACUUGCAUUUGUUUCACUGCAAUCAUGACACAACAGCAACUAACCUUGUUUCUGAUAGCUAGGUGGUCAGUGGAUGAAGUACCUAGUCAUGUUUAAUAAUGAACUUGUCACAAGUUGUUGUCCUGUGUGUAAUAAUUGUUAGACAAAUACAGCUAGGCUAACCAGUUAGCUCUAUUGAUGUUAACUAUCAGAUUCCUACAUUAGGUGUCUACAAACGUUUGCCAGCUAUGAUCAUUUACAUUUACACAAAGUGCUUGUACAGAUCAAGGGACACAUCCCCCCCAAUAUUAAAAUAUGCACAACUGUUACAAAAGACUGCACACUGUCAUUGAUGCUAAAGGGGGCAUUACACAGUAUUAAGAACUGUAUGCAGACUUUUG
This is a messenger RNA of Esox lucius (northern pike), 2310 nucleotides long. RefSeq names its product proteinase-activated receptor 3. Gene Ontology annotation, biological process: phospholipase C-activating G protein-coupled receptor signaling pathway; thrombin-activated receptor signaling pathway; blood coagulation. The coding region runs from base 147 to 1304 and encodes 385 amino acids. Lineage: Eukaryota; Metazoa; Chordata; Actinopteri; Esociformes; Esocidae. The record is from RefSeq and is a predicted model, not a curated record. Gene Ontology annotation, cellular component: membrane. Gene Ontology annotation, molecular function: thrombin-activated receptor activity. The transcript has 2 exons.